This is a messenger RNA of Elgaria multicarinata webbii, 1452 nucleotides long. RefSeq names its product interferon-inducible GTPase 5-like. Gene Ontology annotation, molecular function: GTPase activity; GTP binding. Bases 257 to 1444 code for a protein of 395 amino acids. Gene Ontology annotation, cellular component: membrane. The transcript is spliced from 2 exons. The record is from RefSeq and is a predicted model, not a curated record. NCBI's taxonomy places the organism in Eukaryota, Metazoa, Chordata, Lepidosauria, Squamata, Anguidae.
CCCAGAGCUGGUUUGCCUGUUUGCUCUUUCAUUCAGACAACAGGACUUUCACCAGUUGGCUGAUAGAUAGUUGGGAGAAGAAGCCAAAAUAUGACAUCACAGCCCUAUUAUAAAAAGUCAGACAUGAAUCCCCAAAGUGUUAAACAAGAGGCAAAGCUGUCUACAGCCCUUCAGUCCACCUGGUAACCUCAGGAGAAGGUAGAUUCCUACUGGUGCUUGAAGAUCUUGAAUAAGUGAGCCAGCAAGAAUCAGCACCAUGGAUAACACCCAGUCAAAACAAUUUCCAAAAGAACUUGACGAAUUGAAGGAUGCUUUGGCUAAAGGCAAUAUUCCAGACUCUGCAGCUAAAAUUAAAGAGGAAUUGGAUUUACUCGAAAGGACCACACUUAACAUUGCCAUCACGGGAUUGUCAGGUGCUGGUAAAUCAUCUCUUGUCAAUGCCCUACGGGGUAUGACAGAUUAUGAAGAGCGCUCAGCUAAGACUGGGGUUACAGAAACAACAAAGCAUCCAAUGGGAUACCCACAUCCUGUUUUCCCCAAUGUCACCAUAUGGGAUCUACCAGGAAUUGGAACAUCUAUGUUUAAAGUAGAGAAAUACCUAAAGCAGGUAGGAUUUGACAACUAUGAUUUUUUCAUCAUCGUUGCUAGUGACCGAUUCACUGUGCAUGACAGCAGACUGGCCCAUGAAAUAAAGAAAUUGAAUAAGAAGAUCUACUAUGUGCGCACAAAACUAGAUGUCAGUUUAAAUUCUGAAGCGAGGAAACCCAACUUCAAUGAAAUGCAAACCCUUAAGAGGAUAAGGGAAUAUUACUGUGGAAAUUUGGAAAAAGCAGGAGAGAGUUCUCCAAGAGUUUUUCUAAUAUCGAGAUGGGAUUUGAGCAAGUAUGAUUUCCCCCUCCUGCUACAGACCUUGGAGAGUGAACUGGAAGGUAUCAAGAAAGAAGUUCUGAUUAUGGCUAUGCCGACUUUCUCAAAAGAAAGCAUUAGAAAGAAACAGCAAACUAUGGAAAGUCUUAUAUGGAAAGUAUCCCUUCUCUCCUGUGCUGUUGGGUUGACUCCUGUCCCAGGCCUUUCCCUUGCAUGCGACAUUGCCAUCUUGGUGAAAACAAUGAAAGAUAUGUACAAGGUCUUUGGCUUGGACGACGAUUCUCUUCGUAUGCUUGCGCACCAUGUUGGCAAACCUUUUGAUGAGUUGCACUCUGCAAUCAAAAAUAUCCCAAGUGGUGGUGAGAUCACCAUUCAAUUUGUAAGGGAUAGUUUGAAAAAAUCACUGUUAUGGGGAACACUGACAGUGGUAGAGCUGGCUCUGGAUUUUGUACCCAUUGUAGGCUCUGUGUUUGGGGGAGCUAGUUCUUUGGCAAGCACUUACUGCAUACUGAAGAGCUUCCUGAGAGAUGUUGUGAAAGAUGCUGAGAAUGUUCGGGCAAAAGCUUUUGAGCGUUAACUGUGAAC